CAGAGAGCUACGCGCAUAUUAUUCAUUCGCGCGAACGCAUUCGACUCGGUUCACCCGUUCGCGAGGCAUCGCGACCGCUUCAGUCUUUGCGUUGUCUGCAGUCUUCGACGAUCCUUCUUCGAAAUUUAUCCUCAAGUUCGAGUAGUUUCAUUUCAUUCUACAUUGACAGCUUGAUUAACCAAUAAGAAAAAAGAUUGAAAGAAGAGCAAAUUGGGAAGGCUGCAUUUGAAAUUUCGAGGACGCAUCCUUGGAUUCUUCGAUUUCCAAGCUCGAUUUUCACCUACUUCAAUCGGUUGGCGAACGAUUGGGAAGCAAAUCACGUGCUACUCACCGAUAUUGCGAUGAUUACCAGGCAUCAAUAUACCAGUUUAUUCCUUGUAGGGCUAUACUUUUUUUUAAAUAUUCCCGACGACUAUCAUGUUCUUGGACAUGGACGACUUAUGGAUCCACCAGGACGUAAUAGUAUGUGGCGAUUUGGAUUUCCGAAUCCAGUGAAUUACAACGAUAAUGAGUUAUUCUGCGGCGGGUAUGCAGUUCAAUGGGUUCAAAAUAAAGGAAAAUGUGGGGUCUGUGGAGACGCAUUUCAUUUGAGCGAGCCAAGACCACACGAGGCAGGUGGUGAAUAUGCGAAAGGAACUAUAGUCAGACAUUAUACGGUUGGCCAGGAAAUCGACAUCGAAGUUGAGCUAACGGCUAAUCAUAUGGGAGGAUUCGAGUUAUAUCUCUGUCCAAAUAACAAUCCUAGGAGCGAAGCAACUCAACAAUGUUUCGAUAGAUAUCCUCUCUACAUAUCUGGUACACGAGACGUCCGUUUUGAAAUACCUUUGGAUACAGAAAAGAAAGCUAUAUUCCGUUACAGAGUUGUCUUACCGGCUUACAUAACUUGUACCCAAUGUGUCAUUCAAUGGAAUUAUUACACAGGUAAUAUGUGGGGUACCUGUGAUAAUGGUACAGAAGCAGUAGGAUGUGGUAGGCCAGAAACAUUUCGAAAUUGUGCGGACGUCAGUAUCGUGACAAGUACAGCAGGAGUUCCACCACCCUUUGUGCACGAUGAUAAUCCUUUCUUACUUUAUUAUAGAGAUAUUACUUCACCGAACAAUAUAUUCCCACUAAUAGUAAGAUCACAAGUUUGCGUACCUACGUAUUUUUAUCGACUUAUACCUGGCAUGACUGAUUGGUGUCAGGCCAAUUGUCUUCGUUAUCCACCGAAUUGUCCAAAUAUGGUCUGUCAGUGUCCAGAAGUGUGCGAUGCGAUAGGUGAAAUCGAAGGUAAAGAAGGUGCAAGCGUUUAUUGUAUGGAUAAAUGUCUGGUAUAUCCAUCUGAUUGUCCGAGUCAUCGUUGUCGUUGUUAUUGACAAAAAAAAAAGAAAAAGAAAAAAGAAAAGAAAAAAGAAAACAAAAAAAAAAUAGAAAAGAAACUCAUCCAUCUUCAACAACAAUAUCUAUGCCGUUUAAUGAUCAAAAAAUUUGAUAGGCAAAAGACAAACGGAUGCUAUUGCAAUACUCAAUUAAUUAACCAUUAGAUUAUCAAUGUUGUCUUUCAUAUCACGCCGUCCAUGUAUGCUUGUCCUCUUUUUUUUUUUUUUUGAUUACAAAGAGUGUUUCGUAUCGAUUGCAUGUUCAACGAAUGUUUCCUAUUAUAUGUAUAAAUGAUUAAUUAGAUUGUAAGUAAAAACUCACGGAAUCGCAGAAGAGAGGAAUCUAAAGGAUUUCAAAAAAUCAAAUAACCUGCGAUGGUUCCUUCCAUUGUAUACGAGAAGAUAACAAAAAAAUAUGACUGACAUA
Molecule: messenger RNA, 1785 nt
Organism: Vespa mandarinia (Asian giant hornet)
Lineage: Eukaryota; Metazoa; Arthropoda; Insecta; Hymenoptera; Vespidae
Source: RefSeq, a predicted model, not a curated record